CAGUGGCUGGGGAUCAAACUGGCACUGCAGAGGCUGCGGGCAGCCUCUCAACCCAGCGCUCAACCACUGCGCCACCAGAGGAGGCCCAGUUGUCAUUUUUUUAAUGACAAAAUUUAAACAAUUUUGAAGGUAGACAAACUUCCUCUGGCAGUUGGGCCCAGCCUAACACAACAUGGGUCCCUCAGUCAAAUCCACUUUGGAUAAAACCCAAAUAAAUGAAGAGAUUAAAAGGAUGAGCAUCAACCCUAAGACUGCACGACAGUUCUUCUGGGUUUUUGGAAACAUGACCUGGGAAUGACCGCAAGUGACCAGAGGUCAUUUGCUUCUCUCUUCCUGACAUGUGUUACUGCUAAAGGACUUUGUCACUUGUCACUGACUGAUGGGUCAUUAAAGACUCCUUUGACUCGAGGUGCAAGAUAAGGUGAAUUUUACACACGCACAGAAGUCGUGAUAUAGGUGUGUUGGCUUGGGGGGAGCCUGUUUUUGACAAUCCUACCUCCUGCUAACAUCUCAGUGAGUAAAAUGAAAUGAUCUUUGUAGCUGCUGACAUACUAGUAGAACUGAAUUUAGUUCUUCUCAAGGGCUGACUUAGAAUCUCUGUUUUGCUGGCAGUAGUCUUGGGUACAAGCUGGGGUGUGUUGUUAGAUUAGGAAAGUUCUAGAUUAGGGAUCGUCCUGACAAGUAACCUCUACUUAGCAAUGGGCUUCUUUACAAAAUGAUUUGAAGUUUCCAUCUUUAUUCCCAUGUGAAUGCAACAAUAAACCUGGCCUUUUGGUAUGUCCAAAAUGAUCCUCCUGCCUUUACAUUUUUGGGGUCUGCGAAAUACACAUUUUGGUCUGUUCUCGGUCACCUGCUGCCUGCAAUCUGCCGUCCAUCUCCAUGGGUGGUAGCGGAGUCUGUGUAACAAAGCUAUGGAUUCCAUCACCCAGGUGUGCAUCCCUUGACGACAGAGUUGGGGUACAGAUUCCUGCAGGAGGAAGCCAUGACUUUAGCCAGGAUCGGACUUUCCCCUGGUCACCCAGAAAAAUUAAAGCCAUCUUCAGCGGCGUGGUUCUAGGACGCCAGCUGGGCAAGGGGCUGACUCGUCUCCUACCAAGUGUAGCUAGAUGAAAGAUGAUCUGCGUGCAGUGGGUGGGGCCCUCCAGCUCAGGAGGUGAAGCCAGGAGGAGGAGAAAGAAUCUGCUCCUCCACUCAGUAGAACAUGGAGAGCUGGCAGGAAGUCGGAGCAUGCACUGGCAGGGCGCACAUUUUUGUUGAUAGUUAAUAACCCAGAACUUGAAAGAACUGAACGGAGAAAGGAAAUGAAGCACAACCAACUUUGGAGUCUGUCCCGAUCAAGUGGCUCGAAGCACCCGAGAACCCACACAUGAUCAGGUCAUAAGGCAGUUACCUGGCUGAGCAGUGCUGGAAUGGCGGCUUCAUCUACCUGAUCAUGCUGCGGCGCUUUAAGCACAAAGUCCACUCUCCUUAUAACGGCAGCAGCAGCCACAGCUCUGAACCAGGAGAGACCCCAAACUUGGAGCUGGGGGACGGAACUGUGAAAAAAGGGAAGAGAACAAGAAAGUUUGGGGUCAUUUCCAGGCCUUCUACCCCUAAGGCCACUGAAGAUUCCAAGAGCAUCACUGGCUGUGAGCUGGACGGUGACCCGGUCUCUGAGCCGGACCAUGGCCUGGACGCUGAGCUCGGAAAUGGUCACGCCUUUGAGCUAGAGAACGGCCCAGAUCCUCUCAAGGAGGUGUCUGGGUCCCAGCUGGAUGGGUCAGAAGUGGACAGAGGGACAGAGCAUAGGAUUCCAAAGACAGAAGCUCCACCACCCACCAGUAAUGACAAACGCAACCUCUCCAAACCCGGGAAGACGGACUUCCAGUCCAGUGACUGCCUGGCACGGGAGGAAGUUGGCCGGAUAUGGAAGAUGGAGCUGCUUAAAGAAUCUGAUGGGCUGGGAAUUCAGGUUAGUGGAGGCCGAGGAUCAAAGCGCUCACCUCACGCUAUCGUUGUCACUCAAGUGAAGGAAGGAGGUGCCGCUCACAGGGAUGGCAGACUGUCUCUAGGAGACGAGCUGCUGGUGAUCAACGGCCACUUGCUGGUCGGGCUAUCCCACGAGGAGGCGGUGGCCAUCCUCCGCUCGGCCACUGGCAUGGUGCAGCUGGUGGUGGCCAGCAAGGAAACCUCUGCAGAGGACCUCCUCAGGCUAACAGCGAAGAGUUUGCCUGAUCUGACGAGCUCAGUAGAGGACGUGUCCUCUUGGACCGACAACGAAGACCAGGAGCCGGACGGGGAAGAGGACGAAGGAGCCGGCUCGUCUUCCGCCCGGGGAGCAAUGCCUGGGACAGAUGAGCCCCAAGAUUUGUGUGGCCCUGAAGACUCCAAGGGGAACUUGGAGAGUCCAAAACAGGGCAGCAGUAAAAUGAAGCUCAAGAGUCGUCUGUCUGGGGGUGUGCACCGCCUAGAGUCUGUCGAAGAAUAUAAUGAGCUGAUGGUGCGGAAUGGGGACCCCCGGGCCAGGAUGUUGGAGGUGUCCCGAGAUGGCCGGAAGCACUCUCUUCCCCAGCUGCUGGACUCCUCCGGGGCCUCGCAGGAAUACCACAUCGUGAAGAAGUCCGCCCGCUCGCUGAGCACCACGCAGGUGGAGUCUCCCUGGAGGCUCAUUCGGCCCUCGGUCAUCUCCAUCAUCGGGCUGUACAAGGAAAAGGGCAAGGGCCUGGGCUUUAGCAUUGCUGGCGGUCGAGACUGCAUUCGAGGACAGAUGGGGAUUUUUGUCAAGACCAUUUUCCCAAACGGAUCAGCUGCCGAGGAUGGAAGACUUAAAGAAGGAGAUGAAAUCCUCGAUGUAAAUGGAAUCCCAAUAAAGGGCUUGACCUUUCAAGAAGCCAUUCAUACAUUUAAGCAAAUCCGGAGUGGGUUAUUUGUCCUGACGGUCCGCACAAAGCUGCUGAGCCCAAGUCUCACUCCCUGCUCGACCCCCACACACAUGAGCAGAUCCAGCUCCCCGAAUUUCAACGUCAGUGGGGGAUCCUCAGCUGUAAACUCAGAGGAAGGCAAUUCCUCAUCCCUGGGGCGCAAGGCCCCCGGGCCCAAGGACAGGAUCGUCAUGGAAGUCACACUCAAUAAAGAGCCCAGAGUUGGACUGGGCAUCGGUGCCUGCUGCCUGGCUCUGGAAAGCAGUCCUCCGGGCAUCUACAUUCACAGCCUCGCCCCUGGAUCAGUGGCCAAGAUGGAGAGCAACCUGAGUCGUGGAGACCAGAUCCUGGAAGUGAACUCAGUCAACGUUCGCCAUGCUGCUUUAAGCAAAGUCCAUGCCAUCUUAAGCAAAUGCCCCCCUGGGCCUGUUCGCCUCGUCAUCGGCCGGCACCCUAACCCAAAGGUUUCCGAGCAGGAAAUGGAUGAAGUGAUAGCACGCAGCACUUAUCAGGAGAGCAAAGAGGCCAAUUCCUCUCCUGGUUUAGGUACUCCCUUGAAGAGUCCCUCUCUGGCCAAAAAGGACGCCCUGACUGCGGAAUCCGAGCUCUCCCAGUACUUUGCCCACGACGGCCCAGGCCCCUUGUCAGACUUUGUGGUGGCCGGCUCUGAGGACGAGGAGCACCCAGGAAGUGGCUGCAGCACCUCCGAGGACAGCAGCCUGCCACCCAGCACCUCCACUCCCAAGGAGCCAGGCAAACCCAGGGCCAACAGCCUUGUGGCACUCGGAAGCCAGCGGGCCUCGGGGCUCUUCCACAAGCAGGUGACAGUUGCCAGACAAACCAGUCUCCCUGGGAGCCCACAGGCCCUCCGAAACCCUCUCCUCCGUCAGAGGAGGGUCGGCUGCUACGAUGGUGAUGAGGCCAGUGACGAGGAAGAGCUUGAUGGUGAAGGGGACUGCAUUUCCCUCCCGGGGGCCCUUUCUGGCCCCAGCAGGCCUCUGACAGAGGACGAUACUAGGCAUGUGUUGAGGACCUCUGCCAAGGGUCCAGGCACCACCAACCUAGAGGAAUAUCCCCAGAAAACGCUGGUCAGCAAGGCCUCCUCGGUGCCUCUCCUUGGCAGUUCAUUGGACAGGGUGGAGAGAUGCCCGGGCGGCACGGGAGACACGCCUUCCCGCUCAGCCAACCUACUGGCCUGUGCAGCAGCCCCCAAGGAUGGCCGCGGCUGCUCCGGGAGGAAGGAACUGUCAGGAUCUAAGAGUUCACCCAAAUUAGAAUACAGAGCUGCCACGGGCCCCCAGAACCUGAUAAACACAGACAGCACCGGCUCCCCCCCACAGAAGAAUGACAGCCUGGGAUCUGGGCACAAACCGGUGGCCCGAAUCAGCCCCCACUGCAAGAAGCCUGAGGCUGAGACCAGGCCAGGCAGCUCAGAGACGGGAAGCCCGAAGGAUGGAGCCGUGGACCCACAGGGUCUGGACCUGAGAGUCCAGGCCACGUCCAUCAAAGUGACCAGCGCGGGUGUGCAGCCAGGUGGCACCGAGGAGACGGAGCCUUUGGGAAAGCUGACCAUCGGGGAUGGGUGUGCCCCGACCGGCUGUGCUCUGCACUGCCCAGAGGCUGACCACCUCCCAGAGAACUUGCCAGAAGCUGCACUGGAGCUCAGGCAACAGCCCCAGUCAGACCUGGACGGCUCUGUCCCCGCCCUGGGGCAGAAGGGGGCGGCUCGCCCUGACCCCAGCAAGACCGCGAGGGACACCGGGCCAGUCAGGAGGCCUGAGAACCCCGGAGCACCAGCACCGCCCAGGGCCCCCGAGCCUCAGGACCGAUCUCAAGUCAGCAAGGGAUGCAGCCCGUCCCCGAGGAAGGCAGCGGCAGCCCAGACUGACUUCAGCAAGACUCCCACAGCUGCAGAGGGCAGCUCCCCCAGCAACGGCAGGCAGCCAGCUGCCCAAGGGGGAGCAGGGCCCGAAGCAGAGGCAGCCGCUCUGGCCGGCACCAGCCAGUCACCAGACCUUCUCCCCUCCCAGGAGGAGCGACGUAACCACAGCAAGGCCUCACACACCGCAGGCAUCCUUGAACCUGGCAACUCCCCACAGUCUGCUCUGCCCAAGGGAACAGGCCCCGCAUCCCAGACGGCUCCACAGCCUGGCCCUGCCCUGCCAUCGCCCACGGACAGGGCCCAGGGGGUGUGUGGCAGUCACUCGGGUCACUGCUGCCCCCCGAAGAGUGGGGGGAGCUCCAGAACUGACGUCGACAGACUCAUCAAGGACUUGGAUGCUUCUGAGGCAAGACUUCCAUCCUCUCAGAAAGGGGACCCGGCGAUUCUGGAGGGCGGUUCUCAGGGUCAGCCUCCAACGGGAGGCGGAAGUUCCUGCGAGGCCCAGCCAGUCACAGGGAGCCAGACCCCCUCCCCAGGCAGGGCUGCUGGCCCACCCCCUCCCCCACAGUGGGCCUCUCAACCGUCAGUAUUGGAUUCAGUUCAUCCUGACAAGCAUCUUACUGUGAAUAAAAGCUUUCUCAGCAACUACUCUAGAAAUUUUAGCAAUUUCCACAAAGACAGCAUCUCCCCGCCAGGCUUGGGUGACAACACAGAGCCGCCCCUCUCGUCCAUGUAUGGAGAUGCUGAGGAUUCAUCUUCUGACCCUGAGUCACUCACUGAAGCCCCACGAGCUUCCACCAGGGACCACCUGUCGCCUCCUCGUUCUCAUGGGUCUUCUUACAAGGAUGACACCACAGAGUCUGAGGAGGAGCAAAUUGAAAUUUGUUCCACAAAUGGCUCCCCCAACCCACCCCUGACUCCUGCUCCUGCCAGGGCUGUCCCCGGUGCUGCUCCAGCCAGAGCUCUGCCCCUGGAGCACAGCACUUGGAGUGAAGCGGUGGCAGGUCCCUGUGACAGAACGUCCUUCCCGCCUGGGCCCUCGUGUCCUUCCAGCCCAAACUCUUCCCAGCCAUUUUCUCUCCUGGACAUAAGCUCACGUGAGCACGUGGACACAAGGAUUUCGCAGAACCACAGGCCCCUGUGCGCAGGAGACACCGUGGAAGGCACCGGCACCAGCUCGGCUGUGGACAACAGCUGGCCUCCUCCAGCCCCCCUGUGCCUCCACAAACCCCCCGUCACCCUCAGCGCUCUCAACAUGGUCGGCGGCUUGGACCAUGAGCUGCUAGAUCACAGAACCCCAAAUAGCAAACAAGAAAGAGAAGUUCACGCCGGUGAGAACCUGGCCUCCCUUGUCCUGGAUGUCCCUAAGAAUGGAGAAUCCGUCCUGGCAAGUCUGCAUAUCUCAGAAAGUCAAGACCUGGAUGACUUGCUACCGAGACCAAAAAUGAUCUCCAAGAGGCCCAUCAUGGCCUGGUUUAAAGAAAUCAAUAAAAAUAACCAAAGUCCGCAUUUGCAGAACCGAACUGAAAAGGAGCAACCCGCGGUGCCCGCCAGGAGCCCCGACUCCAGGAGUCCGGUGAUGAGCUCCAGCCACAGAAAGGGGGUCGCCGUGGCUGAGAGUCCCCCACAGCUGAAACUGAACCUUGAAAAUAAAGACCCACCUAAAAAAAAUUCAGUGGAAACUCUUUUAAGUAACUGUCAGAAACCCAAAUCCGGUCCUAAGCUGAAGAAACUGAGCAUCAAAAGCAAAAGCAAAGUCAGUACCGAGGCCCCUGCAGCCACCACAGCCAAGGCUGGGGGGACAGACCACAAGAAAUCCCUUAUCUCACCCCAGGCCUCCCACAAAAUGCUUUCCAAGGUGGCGUCACACCGGUCCCAAAUAGCUGACCACGAGGAUCCCGACACAGACGCCCCAUCUCCCCUCAAGAGUCCCCAGUGUAAGCUGGAGACCAGGAGGCCCCUGGCCACCUCGGGGUCACUGAAGGCCUCAGCAUCAGACACAAGCAUCAGGACAUUUAUUUCACCUCUUACCUCCCCCAAGACUCCUCCUGAGCAAGGUGCAUGCAGCAGCUUCCCCCUGGCGAGCCACUCAGACCCCAACGGAGGGUGCCCCGCUGGCCCCAGGCCUCCUAAGGGUGGACCAGAGACCAAGGCGUCCCCUGUGGCCUCGGGGGCGAGUCCCGCGGCCUCAAGGAGCAGUACAUCCCCAGCAGGGAGCAAGCGGGACACCCCACUUCCCGUGCACAGCGAGCGGGGUGCCUCCAGCCAAAUGACACCGAAAGCAGCCCAAGACGGGGUGACUGGCCACAAAGAAAGCAAAAUAAUUGCUAGUGAUCUCCUGGAAAGGACCAACCCGCUGAGAAUAAUUGACAUUUCUUCAGAAAGACUGCCCAAGAGUGCGUCUGGUGACGCGCUAGCGGACAGGGACAGACAGGGAGGGCCCUUGGCCCAGAGCAGCUGUCAGAAGCGUGAGAUCCGCCUCUGCCACCAGUCUGUGGGGGCGAGCGCAGGUCCCCCGCCGUCCGCACUCCCGGCUCGUGCCUCCCAGGGGCCCCCGGAGAUGCAGGCGGCUCUCAGCGCCGCGAAGCUGGCCGCCGCCGCGUCCCCGCAGCUGCCCACUGAAAGGGCAGAGGCCUCCCAGCGAACGUCAAACCCCACGUCCGACCCCCAGGGGAUGGCCCAGAACGGCAUCCCGCCGGGCCCGGCGCUGGAGGACCACCCCUACUUCACGCCCCGGCCAGCGACCAGGACCUACUCCAUGCCCGCCCAGUUCUCCAGCCACUUCGGACGGGAGGCUCAUGCCCUGCACAGCCCAGGUCGCGCGCCUCGGGACAGCCAGCACGCGGCCCCCGGCCCCGAGGCCCAGGCGCCCAGAGGCGGUGUCCUCAGCCUGGCCAACGGGCAGGGCGUCUACAGUGUCAAGCCCCUGCAGGAGAGGAGCCUUCCCGCAGCAGGGCCAGGGGAGGCCCUCUCAGGGCAGGAAAUGAGCUGCCUCGGCCCCGACAAGGUCAGAGUCACCAGAAGACAUUACUACUCCGAGCAGAACUGGCCCCACGAAUCUACCUCAUUUUUCUCUGUCAAGCAGAGGAUCAAGUCUUUCGAGAACCUGGCCCAUUCCGACCGGCCCACCCCCAAGUCCGGGGCUUCCCCUUUUUUGUCGGUGAGCUCCAAGCCUCCCCUUGGCAGACGGUCAUCGGGCAGUGUGGCUUUGGGGAGCCACCAGAGUGACCCAACAAUGAGGUCGCUGAGACGCAGCCUGAGCUCCUGCAGCGAAAGCCAAAGUGAAGCCAGCACCCUCAUCCCCCAGAUGACCAAGUCCCCGUCCAGCGUGACCCUGACGGGCCCCCGGCAGGCCCCGGCUGAGGCCGGUCACAAGGCCCCGGACCCCGACCCGAAGAAAUCCCUUGGUCCUUCCGGAAUUCCCACCCCCGCCCAGCCCCCGGCCUCUCCCGUCAGGAGGAACAAGUCCUCGGUGCGCCACACCCAACACUCGCCGCUGUCCCGCUCGAAGCUGCAGGAGCUGAGGGCCCUCAGCAUGCCCGACCUGGACAAGCUCUGCAGCGAGGACUUCUCGGCGGGGCCGACGGCCGUGCUCUUCAAGACGGAGCUGGAGAUCGUCCCCAGGAAGCCGCUCGGCGCCCCUGCUGAGGGCCCCACUGGGUCCACGGCCCUUUCGUGCCCCGAGAAGGGAGGGGACAGGGUCUGCGCUGGAGGGAGCAGCCUUCAAGCCAGUGAGCCUGGGACACCGCAUUCAGCCCACCACGUGGGUGAAGUCAGCCCGGGGCCGCCUGCUGCAAAAAGCUGGUCGGUUAAUUUGGAUCAACUUCUCGUCUCAGCGGGGGCCCAGCAGAGGUUACAGGCUGUUUUGUCAGCAGUGGGGUCCAGCGCGACCAUCCUCACGCUCAUCCAGGAGGCAAAAGCACAAUCAGAGAAUAAAGAAGACAUUUGCUUCAUCGUCUUGAAUAAAAAAGAAGGCUCAAGUCUGGGAUUCAGUGUGGCAGGAGGGACAGAUGUGGAGCCAAAACCAAUUGUGGUGCACAGGGUGUUUUCUCAGGGGGCAGCGUCUCAGGAAGGGACUGUGAACAGAGGAAAUGUCCUCCUGUCAGUCAAUGGCACCUCACUGGCUGGCUUAGCCCAUGGGGAUGUCCUGAAGGUUCUACACCAGGCUCAGCUGUACAAAGACGUCCUUGUGGUCAUCAAGAAAGGGAAUGGCCAGGCCAGGCCCAUACCCAGGCAGGAGCCUUCCACCACCAAUAUGAAGAGCUCACUGUCCAGAAAAACCAUCCCCCUAGAGCCUGCAACAGGGAGAAGUGUCGCUGCUCACGAUGCUCUGUGUGUUGAAGUGCUGAAGACCUCGGCUGGGCUGGGACUGAGUCUGGAUGGAGGGAAGUCGUCUAUGUCUGGAGAUGGGCCCCUGUUCAUUAAGAGAGUGUACAAAGGUGGAGCAGCUGAACAAGCAGGAACGAUAGAAGCUGGAGAUGAAAUUCUUGCCAUUAACGGGAAACCCCUGGUUGGGCUCCUGCACUUCGAUGCCUGGAAUAUUAUGAAAUCAGUCCCAGAGGGGCCCGUGCAGUUGGUCAUUAGAAAGCACAGGAAUUCUUCAUGAAACAAGCACGAGCGCGGACACUCACUGACAGAGCUUGCACACUUUCUGUUUCCUUCUUUCUUUAGCAAAGCCGAACGACUUCUGUAAUUGAUGGUUCCUGGAAUAACAAACAGUGCUAUGGGCAAGGACUAUAAGAAUCUCCAAGUUUUUACUUAAACCUGAGCUGACACAUUGUGUGCGCAACAGCAAUGGAGCUGGCCUCUGGCAGCCUUCCGCCUGCGCUGCCUGGGCCGAGAGGGUUCCCUUUGUUCCAGUGCCUGUCCCCUACCUUCACGUUCACUGAGGGGGACACAAGCUGUGGCCCUUCUUCAUCUGAAACAUUUAGCCAGAACUUCGCAUCCCUUUUGCCACCUCUCCCAAUACACCCAAUUCUGGCAGUCAGGGAGCUAACAAUGUCUGAGGGGCAACACAAAUGGACUAUAGUUUUAUAUAAUUUUGUAAGUAAGUAAUAGAAUGCUUUCAGGCACAUUCCAUGGAAGGAAGACUUGUAGGUCUGUAUGUUACCCUGAAAAGAAAGUGAAAUUUUAAACAAUUAUGACCUAAUGGUUAGGCUGAGCUCAGGAAUUAUCCGAAAAUGAAAAAGUAAACUACAAAAUGAGGUAUUUUGUAGUGAGUAUAAAGUGCAACAUAUGGAUGCAGAGUUCAACUUAGUAGGUUAUUGAUCGCUGGGAAGUGCUGAUCAUGACCUGAAAGUGUAAGUCGUAAGGCUGUUUUACAGAAAUGCAGUUCUGAUAAACUGUACUAAAAUAACUAUGAGCUUUGCUGCUUAGAAUGAGCAGAAAGUUUCAGCUCUGAAAGCACCUUGCAUCUAGCUGGGAACCUGUCUUGAGUAACCUUGAAUUCAAGACUGUUCUACACAAAAGCAGGCAAAAUAUCACAGUCACUGGGUUUCCAUUUCCAUAUUUAGUACUCUCCAACCACAGAUUUUAAUUUUUAGAAAUCAAGUAUCUUUGGAUUUACAGACAUGCAUUGUAUUUACAAUCCAAACAGACGUAAAAUAAUCCUUUUAAGGGCAAUUUUUUUUGUUUGUUUGGGGGUUUUUCCUUCCCCCUUUUACCAAUAAGCUUAAGAAAGGUUAUGCAUCAAAUCUCUUUUCCUCACCUGGCUAUAAUGACAUAGCUCUAUAGUGACUGAAGUCUUUGCUGUUUUUGUUUUCCUGUUUGCAAUUUCUUCCUUCUGCCAAACAUGUCUCUCUACAGAGGACUGUUGUGACACACUGCUUGUGAAACUUAUCCCAGCUGCUCUCUUUAGGAAGCACAAGCUUCUUCACAGUAGCAAUUCCCAUUCGAUAUGCUGAUCAUUGUCACAAAAUUGGCUUUUCUCUCCCCGUACUGUACUUUCUUUUCUUACUCUAAACUUCACAUCAUCAGUUUCAUUUGCCAAAAUGUAGUAAGAAGAAGAAAAUGGAGAACAACGGGGAGUCACUCUUUCAAGGGAAAGGAGCAGAACUACGUGGUCACAACCCAAAUCCUCAGCAGGCACAGGUCAGCUGAGUCCCGGGAAUAAGGGUAAGACUGCACACCAGUGCAUGAUAACACUAACGUUUUAUGUUGGAGAGUUCUUUAACCUACAGUUUGGGUCUAUCUAUAGCUUAGAGAAAAGAACUGAGGUCAUCAGGCCUCUGAUCAUGGAGGUGCUCUGUACAUCAUUUUUCUAAAUGACCAAUCCCAGUAAACCUCUGUGGAGGUUUCUCAGAUGGGAGCGAAGUAUCUAGCUGGUGUGAGCCCAAAUUCCUCCUUUUUUCACAGGCUUAUUAUAUAAAAGAGAAUGUAGUACAGACAUUAGCUAGAAAGACCUGAUUCAUUUAGCUUCUACUUUUCACUACAUUUGCAGGUAGGAUACUAUAGGAAGUCAGUGCAAGGUGCAUGCUAGAUUGUUUUUUAGUCUUUGGGGUCAGUUUCUGCUUUCUUGCUUAAAUAACAAGAGGCUACUGAAAUUCAACACCAACAACUAUUUUUUGCCUCCAUUCUUCCAGCUGUGCCUACUAGUAAGAAAUAAAUGCACAGGCCUUUGUGGACAGGUAUUUUUAGAGUAAUGUGGAGUAACAGGGUGGUCUCCUCUAAGAGUCCCUAAUCCUCACAGCUGAGAGUGCAAGGGUAGACCUCUGGCUCACUAAACUAUGUUAAAAUCAUCAGCCAUUUCUACUAGAUCUGCCAGAAGGGAUCCCUGGCCUACAGUUGGAAUUUAAAGGAAGAAGCAAAAGCUAAACUGUCUGUGACCCUAAGAUAAAAAAGCUAUUUAUUUGUCUUCAGUGUUCAAGGCAUGACUAGUAUUUCUAAUUAGUCUAAUUCCCACACUUCCUGAAGUGAACACUAAAUGUAUUGUCCUGCUAAAACUUACAUUGUUUUGGUUUAUUAACUGGUCAGUCAUUCACAAUAAGCUAUGAGGGUAAGUAUGUGUUAUAACAUGUAAAUCAUAGUUGCAAGAUCUAUACCAUGAAGGUUGAAGUAGCCUGGGUUUCAUUUCUAUCCUCCCAUAAACAUCUCAUUUACUUUUAUGGUUGACUUAAUUGCACCACAUCUGUUGUAUGAUAUUAUACAUUAUCCUUUAUUUAUGUAAUAUAAAAUGCCUUAUAUAUUAAAGAGUAAGUGCAAUAAUAUGAAAUAGCCUGUACAUUUUAAAAAUGUUGUCGCCAAGUUAUGUAAAUCCACGUAUCUGUAAACAACCUUUUUUAAGUAAUUUUAAAAAAAAUAAACACUUGGCUUAC
Messenger RNA from Talpa occidentalis (Iberian mole), 12095 nucleotides. It is a transcript of the gene PDZD2, whose product is annotated as PDZ domain containing 2. Gene Ontology annotation, molecular function: protein binding. NCBI's taxonomy places the organism in Eukaryota, Metazoa, Chordata, Mammalia, Eulipotyphla, Talpidae. The record is from RefSeq and is a predicted model, not a curated record. The transcript is spliced from 24 exons. The coding region runs from base 1433 to 9388 and encodes 2651 amino acids.